Dicentrarchus labrax (European seabass) is the source of this 2515-nucleotide messenger RNA. RefSeq lists its product as uncharacterized. The transcript is spliced from 7 exons. The coding region runs from base 11 to 1891 and encodes 626 amino acids. The record is from RefSeq and is a predicted model, not a curated record. NCBI's taxonomy places the organism in Eukaryota, Metazoa, Chordata, Actinopteri, Moronidae.
GACGGACAGCAUGGGCGUCCCUUUGAUCGACCGCGCCCGAAUGGAGGAGAUCUGGAGCACGCAGCGCCGACACCUCGACUGCAUUCAGGACCCUGCGGGAGUGGACCUCUACACCAAGACGGGAGAGCUCACCAAAGGCGGGGUGAGGCUCCCCGUCUACCGGUGCGGCCGAGGCUCCACUUCCCUGGAAUCGUUCCACCUGCACCUGUGCCGCUUCAUCCCAGGACAAUCUGCAAGUGAUGUACACUUCCAGGUGUACCUGCUGGAGGGCCUGGUGCGGUGGAACGAGAAUCGAGGCAGGGCGGCAGUCGAGGGAGGACAGAGGUCGCCGCUGCGUUGCUACAGUGCCCAGCUGCAGCACAGCUUCGACCAGCUGACCCAAGAGCUUCUUGGGCGCACGCUGCUCGACAUGUACACCAUGCCCAGGGAGUACACAGGGGAACUCAUUGGGGUGGAGUACCUGUUCUCCCAGACGGGUGCUGUGCUGCAGCAGGACCUCGGUGAUCCUGACACUCCAGGGACUGAUGAGGAGGAAGCGGGGGGGGGCAGUGAUGAAGGGUUCGGGGAGGAGGAGGAGGAGGAGGAGGAGGAGGAAGAGGAGCCAGAGGAGAUUUGUCUCCUCGAACACCACAGUGCUCUCCUUCAGUCCUCAAACCUCACCCGCCCCCCCCGCUUGGACCAAAUGGAGGUGCAGCAGGCUGAGGAGGAGGAGGUUAUCGGGCCAGACGGUCGCAGCGGCUACCAGCCCGUUGUGGCCCUGGCCCAGGCCCUGGUGGAACUGCGCCACCGCCGCUACGUCACUCCCAGGCAAGCCAGAGAGGUUACCGCUCUCUGGCUGAAGUUGAGUGACUGGGACAAGGCGGCGGUCAAAUUCCCCCCCCGUCACCAGGACCGGCUCGUCCAGGGCCGAUUCAGGACCAGCCAGCGGCACGCUCACACGCCAGGGGUGGAUAGUGUGAAGCGUGCGGUCCUGGGCAAGGGGGCGGGAGCGGCGCAGUCUCCCGAUGUGUCAAGGCUUGUGGAGGCUGUCCUGCUGGACCUCAGCAUCCUCCACUGCGGCGAGGAGAGGACGAUUGCCGGGGUCCGCCUUCAUCGCUGGAGUGCCGUCAUGAGGGACUAUCAAACAAUUCGAGAGAAUGUUUAUAGUUGUGCAGCCCUCAUGACGAGCACCCGCAUCCAGCUGUAUGAGGUCAAUCAGCGGACCCUGACGCAAUGGCACACCAAGAGGAGCAAGGCGAUGAUGAGGGACACCAUCGCCAUUGCAGUCCCGGGGCCCAGCGCUUCCCAGACUGCAGCGGAGCCCCUGCCUGCCCCACGGACUGUGGGGCAGCAGCCUGAUCAGCCAGACCAGCCCCUCCAGCACCGCCUGCCUGCGGACGCUUCCGGUCUGGCUGCCACCAUCAGAGGGCCGCUGGCCCCGGAGCUAUACGACCUCAUCGUCGCCAGCUCCUCAACUGCCACCACCUCCUCCUCCUCCUCCUCCUCAGCCACCCCACAAGCCUCCACCAGUGCCAGCGCGGACGCCGUCCCAUCCACCAGUGCCAGCGCGGACACUGUCCCGUCCGCCAGCGCAGAGGGGACUACGACUGCACCUCCUCCUCAUCCUCCUCAUCCUCCUCCUCCUCAGCCUCCUCAUCCUCCUCGUCAUCCUCCUCCUCCAGCUCCUCUCCUCGACAGCUUCAGGCAGCAGAGCCAGUGGCGGGGACCAGCAAGCCCACCUGUUGCACUCUGUACAGGCGCAAAAUUAAAGCGGCAAAAGACAAAAAAGUCCUCCAAAGUAGCAGGGGAAAGCCACAGCACAAGCCUGGGGACCCCUGCUACAUCUGUGACCAAGCAUGCACGGUGGAUGGUGGCCACGCGUACUUCAAGGGCCAAUACUUUUGUGCUGUGAAAGAGGGCCCUGGAGGACGCACAGUGCAAGAGUGGACCAGGGAACAGCUUGGCCCUGGUGAGCUGCAUAAGCUCCCCAGAACAACAGCCUGGAACCUCAAACGGAAGUAUGAGAAACCAGAGAAACCGGGGGGGGGAAGUGAGGAAGCCCCACAAACUGAGGAUCUGCCAGCUCUGUGGCCAGCCACAGCAGAAAGACUUUGGCCACAGCCAAUAUGGGGGAGAGCACUUCUGUGCUCUUUAUGAAGGGAAGACUGUGGAGCUGUGGCUGGCUGAGAAGAGGUCACAAAAACAUUAAAAUUAUCCAACUGUACUGUAUUAUCCAAGCACCUUAUAUGUUUCAUCUGUUCAUUGCACCUUAUAUUUUUUAUUUUUACUUUGGACUGCAUUAUACUGGUUAUUUAUACAUAUUUUAUAUUGCAUUCUAUAUUGCUUUUUUUGAUUUGUGUGUGUGUGUGUGUGUGUGUGUGUUUGUUUGUUGUUACUGUGUGUAAUGCUGCUGCUACACUGCAAUUUCCCAGCUUAUGUUAUACAUUUUGACCCUUUCUAAUAAACAUUUAAUUGAUUAAAUCCUUGUCUUCUCUAUUUAAAUAUUUUUUAACAUAACUUUUUAAACCUGGAGCCA